This is a messenger RNA of Nomascus leucogenys (northern white-cheeked gibbon), 4084 nucleotides long. It is a transcript of the gene RNASEH1, whose product is annotated as ribonuclease H1. The record is from RefSeq and is a predicted model, not a curated record. Gene Ontology annotation, biological process: DNA replication, removal of RNA primer. Gene Ontology annotation, molecular function: magnesium ion binding; nucleic acid binding; RNA-DNA hybrid ribonuclease activity. NCBI's taxonomy places the organism in Eukaryota, Metazoa, Chordata, Mammalia, Primates, Hylobatidae.
AGACGUGCGUCAUCUUCCCGCGCCGGGGACGGAAGUGCGGUGGUGACCGCUGGCGGGUCGCGCCCACGCUGGGCCGGGAGUCGAAAUGCUUCCCGGUGCCGGGAGUGAGUGAUGAGCUGGCUUCUGUUCCUGGCCCACAGAGUCGCCUUGGCCGCCGUGCCCUGCCGCCGCGGCACUCGCGGGUUCGGGAUGUUCUAUGCCGUGAGGAGGGGCCGCAAGACCGGGGUCUUUCUGACCUGGACUGAGUGCAAAGCACAGGUGGACCGGUUUCCUGCUGCCAGAUUUAAGAAGUUUGCCACAGAGGAUGAGGCCUGGGCCUUUGUCAGGAAAUCUGCAAGCCCGGAAGUUUCAGAAGGGCAGGAAAAUCAACAUGGACAAGAAUCGGAGACGAAAGCCAGCAAGCGACUCCGUGAGCCACUGGAUGGAGAUGGAGAUGGAGAUGAAAGCGCAGAGCCAUAUGCAAAGCACAUGAAGCCGAGCGUGGAGCCGGCGCCUCCAGUUAGCAGAGACACGUUUUCCUACAUGGGAGACUUCGUUGUCGUCUACACUGAUGGCUGCUGCUCCAGUAAUGGGCGUAGAAGGCCACGAGCAGGAAUCGGCGUUUACUGGGGGCCGGGCCAUCCUUUAAAUGUAGGCAUUAGACUUCCUGGGCGGCAGACAAACCAAAGAGCAGAAAUUCAUGCAGCCUGCAAAGCCAUUGAACAAGCAAAGACUCAAAACAUCAAUAAACUGGUUCUGUAUACAGACAGUAUGUUUACAAUAAAUGGUAUAACUAACUGGGUUCAAGGUUGGAAGAAAAAUGGGUGGAAGACAAGUGCAGGGAAAGAGGUGAUCAACAAAGAGGACUUUGUGGCACUGGAGAGGCUGACCCAGGGGAUGGACAUUCAGUGGAUGCAUGUUCCUGGUCAUUCGGGAUUUAUAGGCAAUGAAGAAGCUGAUAGAUUGGCCAGAGAAGGAGCUAAACAAUCGGAAGACUGAGCCAUGUGACUUUAGUCCUUGGGAGAACUUGAGCCAGUGGCGGUCUUGCUACUUGUACUUACUGGUGUGGAAAAUAGCCUGCAGGUAGGACCAUUGCAGUGAUGGGCAGAUGCGUCUUUCACACGGAAUCAGGCACAGUGGCCUUCUGUGACACGUUUUUAUAAAAAAUGGUUAAGUAUAUAAUGAAUUCAACAUCUUUGAGACUGGAGAAUUAUGUGAGAUUUCCGCAUUAUGUUUACUGGGUUCAUUACUGUCCUUGCUUGUUUUAUUGCAGGCAAGCAAGGCAAAUGGCCUAAAAUGCUGUGGCUUAUAUUUUGAUAAGAAAUUAAAAAACCAUUGGUUAAAAGAUGCAACUCAGAAGUCUGGAAGUAUUCUGAAAGCAUCCAUUUACCGUCCAGUCGACAGAAUUGAGUCUCCUGCUUGUGUAGUUGACUUGUGCCCGUGGGUACAUUAGAGAAACAUGCUGCCCAGGGCCUGGGCAGGCAGCUCAGUGGGCAGGAUGUGUGCUGGGUCUCAGCCCCAUGUGCCUGCUUGCUGGGCACUUAGUAUAGGGCAAAGCCUGCCUGCGGCGACCCUGGCUGCCAGGCCAUUCUCUGGGAACAUCUCUUGUAAAGACCAAGAUGCAUACAUGAACUUUCAAAAAUUUAUGUGGCUCCUUUGUUAAAAACUGCGCAAAUUAAAAAAAAAAAAAAAAAAAGAAUGACACCAGCUGGGCACGGUGGCUCACUUCUGCAAUCCCAGCACUUUGGGAGGCCAAGGGGGGCGGAUCACUUGAGGUCAGGAGUUUGAGACCAGCUUGGCCAACAUGACGAAACCCUGUCUCUACUAAAAAUACAAAAAUUAUCCAGGUGUGGUGGCACGGGCUUGUAGUCCCAGCUACUUGGGAGGCUGAGGCACAAGAAUCACUUGAACCCAGGAGGCGGAGGUUGCAGUGAGCCGAGAUUGCGCCAGUACACUCCAGCCUGGGCAACAGAGUGAGACUCUGUCUCAAAAAAAAUAAAAGUAAUAAAAGUUUGACAUGAUUAUUUAUUUAGUUUUAAACCUUUUUAUCAUAAAAACAUACAGGAAGUGACACAAAACAAAUGUAUAGCUUAUUGAAUGAUUAUGAUUGUAAGGUGAAUAACCUUUGUGUCCACCACCUGGGGAAGAAAUAGUACUUUGCCAGAUACCCCAGAAGGCUCUCCAAGUGCCCUGCAGCUGCAGCCUCCUUCUUCUCCCCCUCCUUGCCCCUAGAAGUAAUCCUGACUUUUACAGAAAUGACUUUCUUGGUUUUUUGGUGGCAGUUUAGUCUUGUCUGCUUUUUUAACUACUUCAGUGUCCAUUUGCAGUCCCAUCUGCCUCACUGUUUUCCCUGCCGUUUAUCUGUUGAAGAGCCUGGCCUGUUUGUCCUAUGGCUUCCCACAGUGUAGAUUUUGCUGACCACGUGGUCAUGGUGUAGUUCAGCAUGGCCCUCUAUGUUUCCUGCACAUUGGCAGCUGGGUCCAGAGGCUUGAUGAGCCUCAAAUUUGAUCCCUUUGGCAGGAGAAUAGGUGGUUAGGAGCUUUCCUCAGGAAAGUACCAUGUUGACAGCAGCUGAUGCUCAGUGCCAAGAUCCAUUAAUUAUUUGGGGUUGCAAAAUGGUGGUAUUCUCAUUCUGUCAUUUUGCUUGCCUUUAUUAGCUGGAAUGGUUUUCUAAGAAAGUGUUUUCUUUUUUAUACUUAUUUGGUUACCCAGUGGUACAGUUCAUAUAGGAAGGGCAGGAUAAAUGCUUGAUUCUUUGCUCUUGUACACUAAGUUUUUAAGAUAAUGCAUUAGUUGUCUGUCAAGGAAGGCGAGUGGUGAAGGGUUUUUACGUAUAUACAAGAAUUCAUGGGCUGGGCAUGGUGGCUUAUGCCUGUAAUCCCAGCACUUUGGGAGGCUGAGGCUGGAGGAUCACGUGAACCCAGGAGUUUGAGACUAGCCUGGGCAACGUAGCGAUACCCUGUCUCUACAGAAAAUUACAAUAAAAUCAGGUGGGUGUGGUAGUGCCUGCCUGUUGUCCCAGCUAUUCUGGACAAUCCUCUGAGAUGGGAGGAUCCUCUGAGAUGGGAGGAUCUCCUGGGCCCAGGAGGUCGAGGAUGCAUGAGCUGUGACCGUGCCACCGCACUCCAGCCUGGGCGACAGCAAGUCCUUGUCUUAAAAAAAAAAAAAAAGAAUUUGUGGAGUUAAGCAUAUUUGGUGGGUUUCAAUCCGUUGUGAUUUUUAUCUUUCUUUAGCUCAGACUAGCUUACUCGGUCAGUGAGAGGGAGCCUCUUCAGCUUGGCUCUUGAUUUCUUUUGAUAAGUGUGCACACGUGUGCAUACAUGUGUGCACAGACCACAUGCACAGUCACUGAUAGCUCCCUGCAGCCUGGCAUGUCAAGAUGCUCUAGGCCCAUUUUAUACAGCUUCUGCUCCAAACCUGUCUUAAAAGAAAAACUUUAGACAAGUUAGCAGUUUAAUUGAGCAGAAAAUCGUUUCUUCAGCUGGGUAGCACUCAGGACCAAAAGUGGUUCAGAACGCUCCCCUGUGCGUUGUGUGCAGGCUGUAUUUAUUUAUAGCCACAGGAAGGGAAAGACACACAUACAUGGCCAGACUGACUGCAGGUCAGCCUCCACCUCACAUAGGUAUGUUUUGGCAGCCUUCAGCCUGUGAUUGGCGAGACUCUGCUGCUUGUUACAGAAGUGUACUCUCAAGUCACGUCCCAGUUCGUUUAUACAUUAAGUGAGGUUGUAAGUCACUAUGUACAGAGGCAGUUUUAGGCCAAACUUAAUUCUGUUUAACACUUGGAAUCCAUUAUUUUUCCCAGAGUCUCUGGUAGAGAUGGUAUUUCAGAUCCAGUUUAGGAUGCUCAUUGCUGUCGGGUUGGUCAUUGUUUCUAGAUUUUUGGACAGAGCUUUAAAAAUCAUUGCACACACACAUUUAAAGGAAAAAUAUUUUCUGAGCCUAUAUUGAUAUUCCCAAUACAAAUUCAGGGUCCCGGGGCCUUUACGUAGCCUCUUCUAUAUGAUGUCUGUGUCUCCUGCACUCGGAAUCCUGCUUCUCAAGACACAGGACGAUGGCAUGGAAUAUCCCGUAAUCACUCACUUGUUUUAUUCCUCUUUAGCAUU